Morus notabilis is the source of this 1445-nucleotide messenger RNA. RefSeq names its product ribose-phosphate pyrophosphokinase 1. The record is from RefSeq and is a predicted model, not a curated record. NCBI's taxonomy places the organism in Eukaryota, Viridiplantae, Streptophyta, Magnoliopsida, Rosales, Moraceae. The transcript is spliced from 8 exons. Gene Ontology annotation, cellular component: ribose phosphate diphosphokinase complex; cytoplasm. Bases 127 to 1377 code for a protein of 416 amino acids. Gene Ontology annotation, molecular function: magnesium ion binding; ribose phosphate diphosphokinase activity. Gene Ontology annotation, biological process: ribonucleoside monophosphate biosynthetic process; purine nucleotide biosynthetic process; 5-phosphoribose 1-diphosphate biosynthetic process.
CCGGAAAUUUCGAACGUCGUGGAAAAACUGAGAGACUCCCCCGCCAUUGAUAAAUAAAAGAGAGCUGCUUCGCAUUCUCUCUCUACUCUCUUUCUCUCUGCAAAACUUGGGCCCAAAACCCUAGGCAUGGCUGCGUCGCUGGUUAUGCCCUCUCCUCCGGCGUCAUCAUCGGCGGCGGCGGUGGCGGCGGCAUCAUCGCCGUCUUCGUCGUUGUCUCUUCCAUCUCCAUCGCGUUUCUCUCUCUGCCGCAGAACUCUGUUCCACACCACCGACUCUCGCCCUCGCACUUAUGCGAAAAACGGCGUCAGGUGUGAUAUAUCAGAAUCAACCAAAUAUGGGAAUGGGAAGCCGACAAUUCCUAUCCUUAACGAAAGGACACUUCCCAAGUUCUUGGAAUCAGCUCGGGUGGAAAAAGCAACGAACAGAAACAACAACGCCAAGAUUAAAUUAUUUUCAGGCACAGCUAAUCCUGCUCUCACGCAGGAAAUUGCUUGGUACAUGGGCUUGGAACUUGGAAAGAUCAACAUAAAGCGAUUUGCUGAUGGUGAGAUUUAUGUUCAGUUGCAAGAGAGUGUGAGAGGAUGCGAUGUCUUCCUAGUACAGCCAACCUCUCCUCCUGUGAAUGAGAAUCUCAUGGAACUAGAAAUAAUGAUUGAUGCUUGUCGGAGGGCAUCAGCGAAAAAUAUUACUGCUGUGAUUCCAUAUUUUGGAUAUGCCCGAGCCGAUAGAAAGACCCAAGGGCGCGAAUCAAUUGCAGCCAAACUGGUUUCGAACCUCAUUACAGAAGCAGGUGCAAAUCGUGUUCUUGCUUGUGACAUUCAUUCUGGGCAGUCAUUAGGUUAUUUUGAUAUCCCAGUGGAUCAUGUGUAUUGUGAGCAAGUGAUCCUUGAUUAUCUUGCCAGCAAGAAACUUUGCUAUGAAGAUUUGGUAGUUGUCUCCCCUGAUGUUGGUGGAGUCGCAAGAGCACGUGCUUUUGCAAAAAAAUUAUCUGAUGCACCUUUAGCCAUUGUAGACAAAAGGCGUCAUGGACACAAUGUUGCUGAGGUGAUGAACCUGAUUGGCGAUGUGAAAGGCAAAGUUGCAGUUAUGGUGGAUGACAUGAUUGAUACUGCUGGGACAAUUGCAAAGGGUGCAGAACUUCUACACCAAGAAGGGGCAAGGGAAGUGUAUGCAUGCUGUACCCAUCCAGUGUUGAGCCCUCCGGCGAUUGAGAGGCUUUCGAGUGGCCUGUUUCAGGAAGUGAUUGUAACCAACACCAUUCCCGUUAUGGAGAAGAACUACUUUCCUCAGUUAACGGUUCUUACAGUAGCUAACUUGUUGGGUGAAACGAUUUGGCGUGUUCAUGAUGAUUGUUCUGUGAGUAGCAUUUUUCAGUGACACAAGGAAAAGAUGGACAAUAUUGUCAACGUCUCCUUUUUAAUGUAUCCCCCAGUUUUCUUUUGCUU